This is a messenger RNA of Coccomyxa subellipsoidea C-169, 707 nucleotides long. RefSeq lists its product as hypothetical. The transcript has 5 exons. Lineage: Eukaryota; Viridiplantae; Chlorophyta; Trebouxiophyceae; Coccomyxaceae. Bases 70 to 339 code for a protein of 89 amino acids. The record is from RefSeq and is a predicted model, not a curated record.
AGCGGCGCUGGAGUUGCAGGCACUGAAGCUGCAGAGGCUGUUGUGCCUCGCUCAGUACCCUCUGAUGCCAUGGCCGCCCCAGACAUGGCGCAGCUCCCUGCUGUUGCGCAUGGAAGGCUUUGUUGCAGACCGCCAUUCCAGAGCGGAGGGCAGCUGCAGCAGCGGGUGGCUCCAUUUCAGCCUCUGCGCGGCCCACCCUCCCACCUCGACCGCGCAAGGCCGCCCCUUCGCAGCAGCCGCCCCGGGCAGCCAGCCCAGUCCACAGUUGUGAAGCCCCCCUGCCCAUAUUGGGAGGAAUUCGGACGUACUUCAUGCUCAGCGUUCUCCAUGGUUUGUUGAGGCAGAAGAGCACUGCCCAGGUCAGGGAGCUCCUGAGAUUUCUUGAGAGAAAGUACGAGUUUUAAGGUUGCCGGGCGCACGAUAUCCAUCGACAUUGGAAGAAGCCUCCUUUUAAGUGAAGAUUCCGCAAGGCAAUCAGCACAUCCCGGAUACCGCAAAGACGCAAAGGAGCAGCGGAAGACUUGUCGCGCCCUUGAAUGCGCGGAAUGUGGGUGGGCUCCAAAUUCUCUUAUAUAGGAUGUACAUGAAAUUGAGGUGCUCCGCAAUGAAUCAAAAUACCACAACCUCUUGUCCUGGGCUCACGAACAAAGCCAAGUCUUGCAGAGCUGUUCACAUCACAGCAGCCCGAUACAGCAUGAGGGCUUGCU